Cryptococcus amylolentus CBS 6039 is the source of this 3654-nucleotide messenger RNA. RefSeq lists its product as hypothetical. The transcript has 19 exons. NCBI's taxonomy places the organism in Eukaryota, Fungi, Basidiomycota, Tremellomycetes, Tremellales, Cryptococcaceae. The coding region runs from base 1 to 3654 and encodes 1217 amino acids. The record is from RefSeq and is a predicted model, not a curated record.
AUGAACGAAGACUUCGGCUUCUCCUUCGCGCAACCCUCUCAUGCACCGAAGAAUCCCUUCGAAUCACUCCCUGCUCUCAGGCAAGCCUCCCAUAGCAGCCUUCCCGAAGCUUCAAACUCCAACGCCUCUACUCAAGCGACAUCUACUACUCCUCUCUUCGGCGCAAGGUCGCGAGGCAUGUUCCCCUUUCGACCGACGGCUCCUCACCCCCUCGCCCAGAGCACGUUGCCGCAAGAUAGUCCAUCCAGCAGGGGAUCGAGCACGACUGACGGUGAAUCUGCAUCUGCCAAGAAGGACGCUGAGAAGGAUCUCGGUCUGGGCAGGGGGGGUAUUGGCGGCGAGAGGAAGUUUUUCCAACCACCAGCGAGAGAUGGUCACGCCCCGCCUGUCAUUCAACGCAAGGCACCAUCCGAACGAGAGCCUGAACUUCAUCAUGGCAUCAAGCCUUCCCCAGCUCGUCAGGCUUCGUAUCAUGCAGUGCCUAUCGCACCCUGUCCGGUUCGACAGCCUGCUAGUCAUGUCCCGCCUGCUUCCCGAUCGUCCCAUUCUGUCGCUCACCCUGCUCCCAAAGGCCAUUCCCGAGGCUGGGGCGAUCCCCCCUUCAAGCACCAGCAACCGAGUGUAGAAGACGUUCCCGACCGAGAGGGCGGCCAAGGCUUGCAAGACACCCAUCGCGCUCCCUCUCGACCCACUCGACCGAGCUUUGAGUAUAAACCAAUGGACACCAGCGAGUCUCAUCAGUAUGCUCGAGGAGCCGAAGACAGUGGAAGCGAUCCGUCUUCUAUCGAUACUGCUGUACAAGUAGGCUCGUCCACCGCUGCCCAUCGGAAAUCUCAUCUCUCCACCGAUGAAUAUCGCUCCCCCCAGCCCAAAGCUUCAUCUCACAUACUCGACUCACCCUCAUCCGUCGUCUACCUCGACCCCAAGGCGCAAGACGGCACACCUGGUCAACAAAUGCAGCAGCCUCAGACGCUUGCGCACUCUGUCAGGCAAGGUCAGCAUAGCAUGCAAUUCCAGCCUUCUCCUCCGCAGGCGAGAGGCGUGCGGCAGCCGGAGUCGUCACCUUCGCACCCCUUGAGCGAUGCUCAGCGGCCUCAGAAGAUAGGCCUGCAGAGAGCCCAGCAGGAGGCGACUAAGACGGUAGAGAGGGCAGGAACAGUGCACGGUCACGACAAAGACGUCACGGCGGGGAGAGGAGAGAGGGACCAAGCUGGUAGCUCGGAGCAAGUUCUGUUGAGUUUGUUGCAGACGAAGAACGGUGAGAUCGAUGGUCUCCGAGGCAAUAUCCGCAACUACCAGAAGCUUCUUCAACAGAAAGAGUCAAGCCACAAUGACCUCGUCAGCCAACAUCAGCGCCUCGUUGGGUCAUACGCCAAAGACGAGGAAACUUGGAAGACCAGCAUGGGGAGUGCUAAGCGCUGGAAGGACAAUGUGAAGCAGAAAGAGUAUUCCAAAUCCCAAGCGAUGCAAGCACUUCAAGAGAGCUACGCCGAGCAAAGCAGUUCUUAUCAGCAAUCGCUGGAAGAUUUGUCUCGAGAGCUUAGCGCGUUCAAGUCUACGACUUUAGAAGAGACUCAGCAGGAGUUAUCCGGCCAUGCCUCCACCAUCGGUAACAUACGCGAAGCUCUCAAUCAAGUCAAGCAAAGUCUGACUUCUCACGACAUUGCUGUCGAGGAGCUGCAGAACGUGAAAGCAACGAAAGAGGCUCUCGAGAAAGCGUUGAACGAGAAGAGUAUAGAGCUAGAUGAUGCGAAGGCGAAACACUCAAACAUGGAGCUCAAACUUCGAGAGUACGAAGAGACUGUCGGGCCAGACAUCAAGUCGGUCUUGAGCAACCUCGAGUCCAUGAAAGUCAACUCGACACUCGAAUCGGCGGCUCUGCAAGAUACUCUUCACUCCUUACACGAGCAAAGCGACAAGCUGAUUCAGAAGGAGAAGGACUAUAUCAUGCUUCAAGCCGACUACCGUUCUCUCCAGUCAUCCAAAAAAUCAGUCGAUGAGCAGAUAUCUGAAGUUGAAUCCUUCCUGAGCGAUCUUGGAUGCGCCAAUAGAGGAUUAGUGUGCAUGAUAGAAGAGCUGGAGGAGACACAUGCUUCCGCAAUCGCUAAAAGUGCGAAGGAGAUCGAAGAGAAAGAGAAGCAGGCAGCGGACUUACGAUCAACACUCGAGAACGUUAAGAAAGAGCUCGAGACGGCCCAGGCUCGUAUCUCGGAACUACAAGAUAGCUCGAAACUGCAAGACAACAUUAACGAAUCCCUCGCCGACUCGAAUGCUGAACUCAAAAAUCAAGUCGUCUCUUUGCAGGAAGCUGCGAAAGUACAGGGAGAGAAGGAACGGGCGUUGAAGCAGGAAAUAGAGGAGCUGAGGGAUGCGAAGCAGGCUUUGAGUGAUCGUUCAACGGCGCUCGCACAGAAAGUUCAAAAGGCAGAGUUGCGUUUGCAAGCCGCGCAGACGUCUCUGAAGGACAGUCGGAAGUCCGAAAAUCAUCUCGAGGCCCAAGUCUGUACGCUCUCAAAGCAGCUCGAAGCACACCUCAAACAGCAAAGCGAUACAAGUCUCAAGAGCGAACAGAAUGACGCCAUCGAGCUGCAGCGCGCCAACACCCAGAUACUGCAAAAAGAUCACGCUAUCUCGUCGAUCCAAAGCUCUCUCGACAAUGCUCAUCGAACGAUCGACGAAUUGAACGACGAGAUCCGCAAGCUGAGGGCCGGGUUCGAACAAGUGUCUAGCGAGAAUGCGCGGAUUAGGAAAGAGGUUGAUGAACAGGCUGAGGGGGGGAUAGAUUUAAUCGAGAGAUGGGAGAGGGAUCAGCUUUCGGCGGAUGAGGUUGUCAUGGUUCAGCGAGUCACUCAGCAGAUCAAACGAGGUGAACAAGCUUUCUAUCGACAAGAGCUCGACGAGAAAGGUGAGACAUAUCUACUGGAAGCGCGCUGCAAGAAGCUCGAAUCGCAGAUAUCAUCGCUUCCACAUGUCAAGAUGUCCAACAACAUGGCGGCGCCCGUGGCCCCUCUGGGUGUCACCGAAACUGUGGCCGUAAUCUCGCCUUACACGAGCUCGUCGACGAGUACUGUACAUGCAGGCAAGACUACCUCUCCACACUCGCCUACCAAGCACACCGAAGACUCAAAGACGUCCUUCUACUCUCCCCUCGGCGCCAAGUCAUCGACCGCUUUCCUUUCCGAAACGCCUUUCAACUCGACUAUUGGAAAGAAAAGGAGACUGCUGGAUGCUGAUGUUGACAGCGAGGAAAACACUACUGUUAUGGGGAAUGAUACGGUCAACGACGAGAUCGAUGCGAGCGUGAACGAGGCUACUCUCAACAUUCCCCCAUCGACACAGGCGCGUUCGAGCACGCAGUCUGUCACUAAGCCCCAGAAGAAGACUCGGUUUGCUGAUAUCCUCCACUCAUCUACUCCACCCGACUCGUUGCCCGAGGACAUGGAUGACCCCAUCGAGCCCGCCACUUCGCAGCCCCAGUCCCAGUCCCAGGGCAAGCAGCGCGAUGGACUUCCGCCUCCUUCUCAGAUGCCCAAGACGUACAAGAAGGGUAAGACAGGGAGUAAGAGCAAGGUGGACAGUGGGGUUCAAGGAGGAGGAGCGAGCAGUGGGGGAGGUGACGCGAGAAAGUUGAGGGGGGGAAGGAAAUCUCAUUAG